Messenger RNA from Closterium sp. Naga37s-1, 2205 nucleotides. The record is from the annotation of a GenBank genome assembly. NCBI's taxonomy places the organism in Eukaryota, Viridiplantae, Streptophyta, Zygnematophyceae, Desmidiales, Closteriaceae.
AUGCCCAUUUGCCUUACUCCAUCCCUCCCAAUUCUCCCUCCCUGGCAGCACUCCACCUCUCUCUCCGUGUCACGUGCGCACACCGCAGAUCCCGCCAUGCUCGCCUGUCUCUCGCCUCCUCCCCCCGCUGCUUCCCCCCUCGCCACCCCCACCGCCUCCUCCUCCUCCCCCGCCGUCGCGUGCGCAUCUCCUCGGACUCCCUGUUUCAUCUCCUCGCCCUCCUCCUCUCUCCCACUUUACUCCCCCUAUUCACCCUACCCGCCAUAUUCGUCCUACUCGUCCUACUCAUCCUCCUCUUCCUCCUUCCCACCCAGCUGCGCUUCCCUCUCAUCCCCGCCUCCGCACCCGCGCCCCGCCACCCUCGCGCGCGCUGCCGCUUCUAGCAUGUCUUCCAGCCGCAGCGCCUGCGGAGCCGUCAGCCUAAGCGGUCAAUUGAGUGGCAGGUCAAGCAGCAGCUCAACCGGCAGUUUAAACGGCUGUAGAAGCGGCAGCGGAAGCUGGUCUUAUCACAACAGAGGGCCAGCAGCAGGUGGGGGGAGAAGGGACGGCGGGGGCGUGAGGGAUCGGCGGAGAGGAUUACCCGCUGGUUCCGCGUCAGCUACAGCCUUAGUCUCCGCGGACGGGGGAGGCGGGGGCGGGGGCGGAGGCGGGGGAGGGGAAGGGGCAGGCGGGCGCUUGAAAGGCGGAGCAGCAGCAGCAGCAGCUGUGGGGGGGAAUGGGAUAGGCGGAUCGUGGGCGUGGAGAGGAGGCGGGGGAGAGAUGAGCGGGGAGGGCGCGGAGGCGAGAGGCGGAGCUGCGGAUGGGGGAGUGGUGGGGCUGCUGCAGCAGCUGCCGCUGCGGAGGUGCCUUGUGUGGGCUUUAGUGGCAGGGCUUGUCAUCCAGCUACGAGAGUUCCUGGGGGUACGUCCGGGGUGGGAAAGGUGUAUUGUGAGGUUGAUUUCGAAUGCGGCUACUGCUGCGGAGGUGUCUUGUGUGGGCUUUAGUGGCAGGGCUUGUCAUCCAGCUACGAGAAUUCCUGGGGGUACGUCGGGGGUGGCAAAAGGGAAGGGAGGGGGAGGGAGGCAGAGAGAAGGGGAGGGCGGGGGGAGGGAGAGUGAGGGAGGCGGAGGGAGAGGGAGGGAGGGGGAGGGGGGGCGGAGGAGGGGAGAAAAAAGGGGGAUAAUGAUGGGCACGUACGUUCUCAGCGUGGUGGCGAAUGCAGCAGUGGAGGGAGCGCAGAGAGUGCUGCCCGCUAAGCGGCGCCUGCUAGUGGCGCUGCUCUACGCCUUUGCCCUCGCCGCCCUCCUCGCCCUCGGAUUUGCCUACCUGCCACCGCUCUACAACACCGCCACACAGCUUAUCCUCAACAUCCAGGGUGAGGAUGCAUACUCGUGGAUAGCCACGCGCAUGCGAGCAGAGUUUGGAGACACAUUCACGGAGCAGCUAGAGCGCUACAUGCUCCUCAUGAUGUCCCCGCCAACCACCCAAGGCAUCAUGGGUGCGGGGGGCGUGGCAAUGGCAGCGCACCCCUCAGCGGCGCUGAGGCAGGUGUUCAAGAAGUAUGCAGGCAGCAUGCUCUCUCUGCUCGCCACCGCCUUUGCUGCCACUGGCCGCUUCCUGCUCAAGUCGCUCGUGAGUCUCAUUCUCUCGGCCAUGAUUGUGUGGGACCUGCCCUCCCUCGCCCGCGGCAUGCAGUCGCUGCAGACGUCCCGCUUCGCCCCCAUCUACGACGAGCUUGCUCCCGUGGUGCUCACAUUCGGCCGCAUCUUCUGCCGUGCUUUGGAGGCGCAGAGUCUGAUCGCGGUGGUGAACACGGCGCUCACCUUCCUGGGCAUGAUGCUGCUCAACCUCAACGGCAUCCUUGUGCUCGCCGCCGUCGUCUUUGUCUUCUCCUUUGUGCCCGUCGCUGGUGUCGUCAUCUCCACCGUCCCCAUGGGCCUCGUCGCUCUCUCCGAGGGUGGGGUGGUGAAGGUGGUGCUGGUGGUGCUGAUGGUGGUGCUCAUGCAUGCACUUGAAGCCUACAUUCUCAACCCUGCCAUCUACUCAGCCCAUCUGAAGCUGCACCCCAUUCUCACGCUCGCAGUGCUGCUGGUAGCAGAGCAUGCCAUGGGCGUGUGGGGCCUGCUGGUUGCCGACACUUGUGAUGGCAAACUCUCCUCUGCUCUGCACAUACUCGCUUCACCUCACUCGUUUCAGCCCACUCACAUACAACCUCACCUUGUUUAA